AUGGAACUAUGUAACAUUCUGGAUUGCAGACGCCUUCAACAUCAACACAUUCAUGAUCGCAUCAUCCAUGAUUGGUCUGGGAAUGUCAUGGUGGCAGGCAUGGAUCGCCGUGUGGCUAGGAUACGCAAUUGCAGCUGGAUUCUUGGUGCUCAAUGCAAUUCCUGGCAGUCGUUAUCAUAUUAUCUUUCCGGCGUAUAUUAG
Synchytrium microbalum is the source of this 201-nucleotide messenger RNA. RefSeq lists its product as uncharacterized. The record is from RefSeq and is a predicted model, not a curated record. Lineage: Eukaryota; Fungi; Chytridiomycota; Chytridiomycetes; Synchytriales; Synchytriaceae. The transcript has a single exon. The coding region runs from base 1 to 201 and encodes 66 amino acids.